Fomitopsis serialis is the source of this 1216-nucleotide messenger RNA. RefSeq lists its product as uncharacterized. NCBI's taxonomy places the organism in Eukaryota, Fungi, Basidiomycota, Agaricomycetes, Polyporales, Fomitopsidaceae. Bases 138 to 1034 code for a protein of 298 amino acids. The transcript has 10 exons. The record is from RefSeq and is a predicted model, not a curated record.
AUGUCGUCUCGCUUCCCGACACUCUCCUCUGUGUUAUCUCUCCAAGCCCGCCGUCGGGCAAGCUGGCCUCUCCGUCUUAUGCCCACCCAAUGUUGCUCUCGAGUCUGCCGCACCCUCUAUACUAGUGAGGGACAUACAUGCCAGUGCUGACGGCCAAUCAAGCUGGCUAUUCUGCAGCCGCCGCCCUCACGAUGUUGACUUGGGAUCUCUUGGUCAACCUUGACGACGAAAUCGAGUAUGUCUGGAGGUGGCCCAAGGGCUGGUUGAAGGGCAUGUACUGCUUCAUCCGGUACCUGCCCUUGAUUGGGGAGACAACAUUCUUCUCCCUGAUACAACGGUUUCAGCGACGUGAGAUGCUCGCGUCUUCCACCUGCUUGAGUAUCGACGUGGCAGAGUACUUCGUGCUCCAAGCCGUCGCCGCGGCCGUUGCAAUCAUCUCUAUUCUCAGAGUGUACGUCCUCUACGAUCGAAGCAAGUGGCUGCUCCUCUUUCUCGCACCGAUCUUCGUAGCAUGUGCGGGGAUCUCAGUCACGGGCAUUGCCAAGUACCGAACCGCGUACACGUUUACCGGAUCGUGUCUCACCACCUACGAACCUGACUUCGUGCUCAUUGGCUGGAUGCUCCCGGUCACUUUUGAGUUGAUCUUGUUCUUACUCGUGUUCUACAAGUUCCUCCAGAACAUCCGUUCGGCAUCACAUCUGGCCGGUCAGCCUGUCUUACUUGUCUUCCUCCGCGACGGCAUCGCGGCGUUCCUCGCGAUCUUCACGGUGACUUGUGUUACUGUGGCCUCGUCGGUCGCUUUCGUCGAGCUGUCCAGCGGCUUCUUCUACUGGAACAUGACCGUGUACUCGAUCGCAGGCUCGCACGUCCUGCUGAACCUGCGCGAAGUCGUCACACGAACGGGGUAUCCCUCCACGAUGGCGUCGAGCACAGAGUCGAACUCGAUAGAGUUCAAAUGUUCUCAGGUCUCCAGGGGGAGCGCAACUCGAGUGAGUGGACGGUGGGCGGGGAGGUCACGGAGGCGUUCGAAUUGAUGGAGAUGGGGGACCGGCAGGCGUCGGGGAGCGGACAGACGCUGGAUGUUAGCUGACGACCAUGUACUGCCAUAGAGGAUAUACGAUGUACGAUGGUGAGGGCACGGUAUGCACAGGGCCGCGGAUCCUCAGAGUUGAGUCUGCGGUGAUGGUCGUCCGCCCUGGCAUGUCGUCGCUCUGUU